Lampris incognitus (smalleye Pacific opah) is the source of this 705-nucleotide messenger RNA. It is a transcript of the gene rps8a, whose product is annotated as ribosomal protein S8a. Lineage: Eukaryota; Metazoa; Chordata; Actinopteri; Lampriformes; Lampridae. The record is from RefSeq and is a predicted model, not a curated record. The transcript has 6 exons. Gene Ontology annotation, biological process: maturation of SSU-rRNA from tricistronic rRNA transcript (SSU-rRNA, 5.8S rRNA, LSU-rRNA); translation. Gene Ontology annotation, molecular function: structural constituent of ribosome. The coding region runs from base 34 to 660 and encodes 208 amino acids. Gene Ontology annotation, cellular component: cytosolic small ribosomal subunit; ribosome.
CUUGCGGUUCCUCUUUCUAGCCGGCGCCUGAGAAUGGGUAUCUCGAGGGACAACUGGCAUAAACGCCGCAAAACCGGUGGUAAACGCAAGCCCUAUCACAAGAAGAGGAAGUAUGAGCUCGGACGCCCUCCUGCAAACACAAAGAUUGGACCACGCCGCAUCCACACGGUGAGAGUCCGCGGUGGAAACAAGAAAUAUCGUGCUUUGAGGCUGGAUGUUGGGAACUUCUCAUGGGGAUCUGAGUGUUGCACACGCAAGACUAGGAUCAUUGAUGUUGUCUACAAUGCCUCCAACAAUGAGCUUGUCAGAACCAAGACCCUGGUGAAGAACUGCAUCGUCCUAGUUGACAGCCUUCCUUUCAGGCAGUGGUAUGAGGCUCACUAUGCUACUCCUCUGGGACGCAAGAAGGGAGCUAAGCUGACUCCUGAAGAGGAAGAGGUCCUGAACAAGAAAAGGUCAAAGAAGACCCAGAAGAAAUUUGAUGAGCGCAAGAAGACUUGCAAGAUCAGCACCCUCUUGGAGGAGCAGUUCCAGCAGGGCAAACUACUUGCCUGCAUUGCCUCCAGACCUGGCCAGUGUGGCAGGGCAGACGGCUAUGUCCUAGAAGGCAAGGAACUGGAGUUCUAUCUGAGGAAGAUAAAGGCCAAGAAAGGCAAAUAGAUAUACAGCUGUUUGAUACGUCAAUAAAAUCCAAACGUCCCAAAA